AUGGCUUCCAUAAAUACUGCGUUUAAGGCUUUGUGUUUAUCUCUCUUGUUCGUCACCGUCUCAAGUUCUCCGGCCACUGAACCAAAAGUCUUCGAUGUCCAAAGCUAUGGUGCAAAAGGCGACGUUACAGCGGAUGAUGCAAAUGCGUUUACAAAUGCGUGGAGAGAUGCAUGCGCAUGGAAGGGACGUAGCAAAGUGUAUGUACCAAAAGGAGCCUUCUAUCUUGGUGGCGUAACGUUUGCUGGACCAUGCAAUUGUCAGACUUAUUUUGUCAUCGAUGGAGUCUUAUUGGCUCCAACGAAUAACGACGACAUUAAAAAGGAGACAUGGGUGAAUUUCGCCUACAUAAACUAUCUCACCAUCUCUGGCAGCGGCACCAUCGAUGGUCAGGGAAAAGAGUCAUGGCCAUUUAAUAACUGCAACAAGAACGAUAAUUGUCCUAGACUUGCUGUGAGCAUGGGAUUUGAUUUCGUGAACAAUUCAAGGAUCGAAGGGAUAACAUCACUAAACAGUAAAGCAGGACACUUCAAUUUUUACUUCGUUGAUAAUUUCACCAUCGCCGGUGUCAACAUAACAGCUCCCGGCGAUAGCCCCAACACUGACGGGAUCAAAGUAGGCUUUUCAAGCAAUAUUAAUAUCUCGAACACUCACAUUGGCACAGGGGACGAUUGUAUCGCUAUCCUCUCUGGAAAUACAAACUUAUUUAUCUAUAACGUCACUUGUGGUCCUGGACAUGGGAUCAGUGUUGGAAGCUUGGGAAAGAACAAGGACGAGAAGAAUGUUGAGGGCUUAACGGUUAGAAAUACGGUCUUUACGGGCACUAGUGACGGUAUUAGGAUCAAGACAUCGGAAUCUUCGGCUACAGAGAUUGCAAUAUCCAACUUCCUAUAUGAGAAUAUACAAAUGAUCGAUGUUCAAAGCCCUAUAAACAUCGAUCAGCAGUAUUGCCCUUACCCGCAAUGCAAAAAAAAGGGAGAUUCUCAUGUUCAGAUCCAAAACGUGACGUUAAAUAACAUUUGGGGAUCAUCGAUGAACAAAGAAGCUGUGAAAUUUCAAUGUAGCAAACUCUUUCCUUGCAAGAAUGUUCAAUUAAUUGACGUAAACUUAUCGUACAGUGGAAACGGCGGGCCCGCAACGGCGUUAUGUGAGAACAUUGAAGGUUCUGCCUCUGGCAAGAUGGCUCCACCAAAUUGUCUGAACUGAUUGGUCGAAACAACCGCCAUUUUUUUGUACAUCAUUGCGGUGUAAUACA
Molecule: messenger RNA, 1252 nt
Organism: Brassica oleracea var. oleracea
Lineage: Eukaryota; Viridiplantae; Streptophyta; Magnoliopsida; Brassicales; Brassicaceae
Product: exopolygalacturonase-like
Exons: 4
Coding region: 1-1203 (400 amino acids)
Biological process (GO): carbohydrate metabolic process
Molecular function (GO): polygalacturonase activity
Source: RefSeq, a predicted model, not a curated record